Messenger RNA from Cokeromyces recurvatus, 2172 nucleotides. RefSeq lists its product as uncharacterized. Gene Ontology annotation, molecular function: sequence-specific DNA binding; phosphorelay response regulator activity; DNA-binding transcription factor activity. The transcript has 5 exons. Gene Ontology annotation, biological process: phosphorelay signal transduction system; regulation of DNA-templated transcription. NCBI's taxonomy places the organism in Eukaryota, Fungi, Mucoromycota, Mucoromycetes, Mucorales, Mucoraceae. The coding region runs from base 1 to 2172 and encodes 723 amino acids. The record is from RefSeq and is a predicted model, not a curated record.
AUGUCUAAAAAUAAAGUAACCAAAUCAAUAUCAAAGGAUACUGAAGGCUCCUCUGGUGGGUCUGUACCAGAAUUUAUUCAAAAGUUAUUUAGAAUGCUGGAAAAUAAAGCAUUUAAAGAUGUGUUUUGUUGGAGCACGGAUGGAACAACAUUUAUAGUAAAAGAUACCAAUGAAUUCUCAAAAUCUAUUUUACCAAAGCAUUUCAAACAUUGUAAUUUUGCUAGUUUUGUACGUCAAUUAAAUAAAUACGAUUUUCAUAAAAUAAGAAAUACUGAUGACGGACAAAGACCUUAUGGUGAUCAAGCUUGGGAGUUUGUUCAUCCAAAAUUUAUGAGAGACAGAAAAGACCUUUUAGAAGAUAUCAAAAGAAAAGUACCAGGCAAUAAAUAUAAAAUAGUAGCUAACAAGGAAGAGAUACCGAAUGUUUCACAGAGCAUUGUGAAUCCAGUUACUGUAAAAGAGUCGUCCUCUUUGUUAAAUAUACAAAAAAUUAGUAUGAAUUUACAAUCUCAAAUUGAUCAAUUAAAGAAGUCCAGGGCAGCAAUGGAAAAUAACAUUGAAAAAUUAAAACAAACUGAUGAACAUAUAAUGAUUGAAUUAGCUAACUUUAGUAAAACUUUAAUCGAAAAGGACAAGAUAAUUCAGGACUUUUUAAAAUUAAUUGCAGAUAAUGAAAAACAAUCAGCUUCUUCUUCUAAUAAUAAUAAUAAUCGUCAGUCACGGGCCCAAAUAAUAUUAGAAUCAUAUUCUCGAAUAUCUCAGUCAAAUGCUGAAAGGAUGAAUAAAUUGAAUGAGCUUCUUGGUAUCAAGAAAGAACCUCCACUUAUUCAUAAAUCAAUUUUACAAAUUCAACAACAAGAAAUGAAGCAACCACAACACAAUCUUUCUCUUAGUGCAGAUCCUGAGACUGUAUCUGCUGCUGCUGCUGCUGCUUCUAUGAAUGCAGGAAGUUUAAUCGGAUCACCACUUAAAACAGCAGAGGGGCUUACAUUUGUUACUUUGGGAAGAUUAUCCUCUAAUAUGGCAGUCAGAGAUAAUAAACCUGCAAUUGAAAUUAUGGCUGCUGAUCAAACAUCUACAUUUCCUACUUAUACUUCAAUAUCCACAGCCACAGCAGCCACAGCAGCGGCAACAGCAUCAGCAGCAACAGCAGCAGCAGCAGCCACAGCAACAUCAACAUCAACAUCUACUCCUAUAAAUACGACUGGUAUAAAACGAAAAUCACCUUCUUCUUUAUCAUCUUCGACUUCAUCCCCUCUGUCAUCAUCACAGGUCAGCUGGACUGUCCCCCCUCGUAUUUUAUUAGUAGAUGAUGAUUCUGUUUAUCGUGAUUUAAGUGGUAAACUCUUACAGGUUAUUGGCUGUACAAUUGACCUGGCAAAAGAUGGUGUUGAAGCACUUAAAAAGAUGGGAUUAGAGAAAUAUGAUUUAAUUCUUAUGGAUAUUGUAAUGCCUAAAAUGGAUGGUAUUUCAGCUACUCGUAGUAUUCGACAAUAUGAUGCGUUAACACCCAUUAUUUCAAUGACAUCUAAUUUUACAGAUAAUGAUAUUAUGCAAUAUAUUGGAAGUGGAAUGACAGAUAUUCUACCGAAACCGUUUUCAAAACGUACUUUAUAUCAAAUGCUAGAAAAAUAUUGUGCUCAUUUAAAGGCCAUUCAAAGAGUUCAAGGAUUAGAACCACCAAUAAGUCAAGACAACAUGAAUUUAUUACAACAAAGUGGUGGCAAUAUAAUAGGGUCUUCUUCUAUCAUAAAUACUUCGUCACCAGCUUCAUCAUCGUCAUCAUCGUCUCCUUCAUUAUCAUCAUCAUCAUCACCGUCAUCAACUAUUCCUCUUCAACAACAGGCCCCAUCCUAUCAUAAUACAUUAUCAGCAACAGCAACACAGAAUACAUUUCCAUUAGCACCUUAUCCAUAUCCAGUCACUAUGAAUUCAGUUCCUAUCAAUGCAACUUUAAAUAAUAUGACAAACAAUGAUAUAUCAAACGUUACAUUUUGGCCACAACAGCCACCUCAACAACAAAAUCCUCCACCUGCCAUUAUUCCUAAUAAUGAUGGUAAAUUUAUUUGGGCAGUUCCUACUACCAAUAUUAUACCAGUAACAACUCAACAAAAGCAACAAUCAGCUUCAUUUGAGACUGUUACUGCCGAUAAAAGGCCUCGUCAUGAAUAA